UCACCUAAAACGCACGACGCCCAUUUCGUCACAGAGAGCGAGCAACGAUCAACAAUGGCAAUCGCCACCUUCUUCAACCACACCGUCUCUCUUCACAACCGCGCCACCGCCACCAACAGCGGCCCUUUCCUCCCACCCCCGGCCUCUUUACAGCCACCUUCCCUGCUCCGCCUCCGCCUCUCCUCCGCCUCCCCCGCCUCUCUCGCCACCCACCAAAGCCGCCCUCCCCUCCACAUAGCCCUCUGCUCCGGCGGCCAUUCCGGCGGCGGAGGCGGGGACGACGGCCCCUCCUCCGGCGGCGGAGGGGGCGGAGACAAUGCCGGCGAUAACAACAAGAAGGAGGCGCUCAUGGUGCUGGCGGAGGCGGGUCGAGGCGUAGAGAGCUUGCCAGGGGAUCUGGCGGCGGCUCUUGGCGCCGGGAGGAUCCCGGGGUCGGUGGUUACGAGGUACUUCGAGCUGGAGAAGUCAGCGCUGUUCCGUUGGUUGCUUCAGUUCGGUGGGUUUAAGGAAAGGUUGUUGGCUGAUGACCUGUUCUUGGCCAAGGUCGGGAUUGAAUGUGGUGUCGGGCUCUUCACAAAGACUGCCGCGGAGUAUCAACGCCGGGGAGAGAAAUUUUUCGAGGAGCUGGAAAUUGUUUUUGCUGAUGUGGUAAUGGCAAUACUUGCGGAUUUCAUGCUUGUUUAUCUCCCUGCCCCAACGGUUUCUCUCCGCCCUGCUCUUGCCACCAACGCUGGAUCACUGGCAAAGUUCUUCUAUAGAUGUCCCGACAAUGCAUUUCAGACUGCACUUCCUGGAAUAUCGUAUUCGUUCUUACAGAGGAUGGGUUCCAUACUGCGUAAUGGCACAAAGCUUUUUGCUGUCGGCACUGCAUCAUCCUUGGUUGGUACAUUUGUGACAAAUGCCUUGAUUAACGCAAGGAAGGCUGUUGAUAACAGAUCUGCUGAAGUGGAAAAUGUACCGAUUUUGUCAACAAGUGCUGCCUAUGGUGUUUACAUGGCUGUUUCAAGUAAUCUCAGGUACCAAGUGCUAGCUGGUGUAAUUGAGCAGAGGAUGUUAGAGCCCUUGCUACACCAACACAAAUUCAUGCUCAGUGCUAUUUGCUUUGCUGUUCGAACCGGCAACACAUACUUGGGCUCCCUAUUGUGGGUAGAUUAUGCACGUUGGAUAGGUAUUCAGUAGACCCAAGAUCCAACAAUUUGUUUGAUUUUCUUUGUGAAGGCACUUGAAGCAUCAAUCCACAUGUCCUCAGCAUGCGGCAAUCCUUGACGCUGCCGCCAGUUUUGAUUCAUACAAACCGAUGCUUCUUUCAGGAUGACUCGUUCAUUGUACACAUGAUUUAUCCUACAAAUAAAUGACCUUCAAUUUAACUUUCUGA
Molecule: messenger RNA, 1375 nt
Organism: Rhodamnia argentea
Lineage: Eukaryota; Viridiplantae; Streptophyta; Magnoliopsida; Myrtales; Myrtaceae
Product: protein RETICULATA-RELATED 4, chloroplastic
Exons: 8
Coding region: 55-1179 (374 amino acids)
Source: RefSeq, a predicted model, not a curated record